ACAGCAUAACACCAUCGGGUAGUUAUAAGUGAUAAUGAAUACUAUUAAAGCUAUUAAAAAUGCAAUAGUCUGUCUCGUCUUGCUGCCCCGCUUUCUAAUGGCAGCACUCAUAUUUUGGCUGCUUGACUUUUUAUGCAUAAGGAGAAGGGUUUUCUUCAGGAUGAAGCAGCAGGAGGGCGAUGCCAUCGAUCCUCCACUGUGCAUAUCGGACUCCAAUCGUCUCUUCAGCCUUGAGUCCCUCAAGGCAGUGUGGCACGGCCAUAAACUGGACUUUCUGAAGGCAGCGCAUCUCGGACACGGAGCCCCCAACACCGAAGUUGUUCAGCUGGAGGAUCAGAGGCGCAGCCGCAUCCUCGAUUACGCAAAAGAAAAGAGACCGCUCAUCCUCAACUUUGGGAGCUGCACCUGACCACCGUUCAUGGUGCGUCUGAAGGCUUUUCGGGGAGUCGUGCAGCAGAACGCAGAUAUAGCAGACUCUGUAGUUGUGUACAUCGAGGAAGCGCACCCCUCCGACGGCUGGAUGAGCACUGACGCGCCCUAUCAGAUCCCCACACACCGGUGUCUGGAGGACCGACUAAACGCUGCGCAGCUGAUGCACCUGGAGGUGCCCGGCUGCCCGGUCGUGGUCGACAGUAUGGAAAACUCCUCCAACGCUGCGUACGGAGCCUAUUUCGACAGACUUUAUAUACUGCAGGAGGGAACGAUAGUUUACCAGGGUGGCAGAGGACCCGAGGGGUAUCGGAUCACAGAGCUCAGAGACUGGCUCGAUCAAUACAGAGAAACGCUGGAGAAAUCCAGUAAUCUAGUUAUUAGUGUAGAUUAAUUCUCAUCUUUGUAUAGCUGCUAUGACGAAAACAAAAUGCUGCAUAUUAUUUCAGUAUUAUAACUCCAAUUAGAUAGAUUUCCUCCGUCAAUAUUGGUUUAAGUAUAUUUAUUUUUCAGUAUUUUGUUCAACAUUGUAGGAUGCACUAGGCUAUAGGCUCCUUCAUGUCAUAUUGGACAUCUAGACGUGCUGUUUAGAAUCCAUCUACAAAAAGGUUUGUUUGGACCUUGAUUGUUUGUGAACAAAAUUAUUUUGUGUGUCAAAAGUUUUUAUUUUUAUUUUGUAUUUCUUCUCCUUAUGUAAAUGCGCCUUUAAUAACCCAUCAGGAUGUUGAGAUGUGCCAUCACUCUGCUCGUCAGUAUAUAGUGAAGUUCGGUUUUUAAACGGGCUGAAUCCAGAGAACCGAUACUGAUGUUUUACUGGAGAUCACGCGUGAAGCUACUGCUCUCUGCCCUGCAUGGCGCAACUGUUAUGUAAAUAUUGUUACGUUUUAUGGAUAUAUUUUUCAUACAAUAAAAUGCUUUGAUCUACUUCUUCAUUGCAGGCCUAUUUUAUUUCAAACUAAA
Messenger RNA from Anarrhichthys ocellatus (wolf-eel), 1389 nucleotides. RefSeq names its product iodothyronine deiodinase 3a (gene dio3a). The transcript has a single exon. Gene Ontology annotation, biological process: thyroid hormone metabolic process. Lineage: Eukaryota; Metazoa; Chordata; Actinopteri; Perciformes; Anarhichadidae. Gene Ontology annotation, molecular function: thyroxine 5'-deiodinase activity. The record is from RefSeq and is a predicted model, not a curated record.